Molecule: messenger RNA, 606 nt
Organism: Microthlaspi erraticum
Lineage: Eukaryota; Viridiplantae; Streptophyta; Magnoliopsida; Brassicales; Brassicaceae
Source: the annotation of a GenBank genome assembly
AUGAGCAAUGAAAUUGUAGCUUACAGUAGAACAUUAACUGGCCGAGCUCGAGGAAGAGUUCUCGGUGUGCCAAAGAAAUGUUGGGGUGGGGAACUAAUUGUGGAGAGAAUCUCAAAAUCUGAUCAAAGUCUGUACUGUCGAUACAAUAGAUGCGUGAAGGCGGCUGCAAAGGGGCUCAUCAACGACAAUCAUACUUUCAAGUGGGUUGAUGAUUGGUCAAUGAUGCAAAAAUAUUGCGUUUUCGUCAUGAAAGACUUAAAGAUGAUAACCUUCUACGAUCUAGGAGAUAUGGCAGGAGAAGAUGGAGAAUUUAGCGUAGCCGUGGAGAAGCCAAAAGAAGGAGGAGGAACCUCUUCGAUCAUGUAUCCUUUGCUCAACUCAACUAACUACACCGUGUGGGCUCUGCGAAUGAAGAUAGCACUCAAGGUGCAUAAAGUCUGGGUGGUUAUAGAGACCGAUACGGUUCCACUCAACAUUGAGAAGAACAACAUGGCUAUGGCCUUACUCUUUCAGUCAACACCGGAGGCGCUUACCCUUCAAGAUGGUGAACUAGACACAACAAGAAAAGUGUGGGAAGCAAUCAAAGCUAAACAAUGUGGGAGCUGA